Penicillium waksmanii is the source of this 3945-nucleotide messenger RNA. RefSeq lists its product as uncharacterized. The coding region runs from base 1 to 3945 and encodes 1314 amino acids. NCBI's taxonomy places the organism in Eukaryota, Fungi, Ascomycota, Eurotiomycetes, Eurotiales, Aspergillaceae. Gene Ontology annotation, biological process: protein autophosphorylation; phosphorelay signal transduction system. The record is from RefSeq and is a predicted model, not a curated record. The transcript is spliced from 2 exons. Gene Ontology annotation, molecular function: phosphorelay sensor kinase activity; histidine phosphotransfer kinase activity.
AUGGAAGAAACAAAGACAUGUCAAGUCGCCGAACAUGGCGCGGAUCGCAGAACGAGGGAACUAUAUCGCUACUAUCAGCCCGGUGGCCCAACACACUCUCUCCCCGCUUGGCUCUCUUGCACAGGAGAGAGUCGGUCAUCUGGAUCGACGGGCAGUUCAAACACCCGCGUGCGUGAUAGUUCGGUAGCAGGUUCCAAUAGUAGUGCGACCUCAACUCCGUCAACUGCAAUCGGACCGGAGGCGUUGAUCCUAGGACUAUCCAACAACACUUUGACCUCGUUUGCACAGCUUGCAGCACUACGCUUGAAUGUGGAACGAGCUCUCAUAUGUGUUCUCGACCGAGAUAAGCAGUACAUUCUCUCCGAGGCCACCAAGUCAGUUAGUUUGAAUGAUCACUCGGUCCACAACGAUAAAGAUGCGAUUUGGUCUGGAAACACAAAUGGCGAGAAGGCAUGGAGCUUGUGUAAAGACACUGUUGCCCUCUCGUCUUCCAACCGCGAAACCGCCGACUAUUCCCACCUCGUCGUCAACGACCUAUCCAAGAAUGAACGUUAUAGCAACCUUCCUUUCGUUCAAAACGAUCCACACUUUCGAUUCUACGCCGGAACUCCCCUGACUACCCAUAAUGGUAUAAAUCUGGGAUGCUUCUUUGUGUUGGACAAGGAACCUCGUGAUGGAUUGACUGCAUUGGAAAAGGACACACUCGGGUCACUGACCAUGCUUGUUAUGGAUUAUCUGAAAGUCUGCCGACAGGCCUCGGAGGGUCGUCGAGCUGCACGACUCUCUCGCGGACUGAGCUAUUUCGUUGAUGGAAGCUCCAGCUUUGUGGAAAGUGUUGAUCCCUCGCGGGCCGACAGCUUACCCUCUCAAUCUGUGACCCCAUCAUUAAACAAUCGCCUCAGCACUUUUGGUGAUUCCCGUGGGAGCAGCCUAGGCAACUCCCUCCAAUUUGACCAAUCGUCCCAGAACGAGCGAUCAUAUCAAGGAUUAUCAGGCCAAUCAAACAGCCCGCCCAACGAUCGGAGCAGCCAUGGCAACUCUGUCCAAUUCGACCAAUCCUCCCAGAAUGAGAGAGCAUCUCGAGCAUCAUCAGGCCAGCCAAAUAGCCCACCCAACGAUCGAUCUCCGAGUAAUGAUGCGCAAUCUGUUAGCUCUGGGGGCUCUAAAUUAGACACUGGGACAUCUGGUGGGGCGAGCUCUCUGCCAGAGUGGAUCACUAGCAGCAGCAGAAAUCAACUUCCUCCCGACGACUCUCAUGGCAAUUCCUGGUGUUUUCGCCGGGCGGCGAAUUUACUUCGUGAAAGCCUGGAUUUGAGACAAAAUGGCGGGGUCAUUUUCCUAGAGUCUCAAGGCACUCCAUUCUCUAGUCGAGAUAGUGGGAGUGAGGACUCGAUGAGUGAUUCUACCGGCCCUGCAACUGUCUUGUCUAUGUCGACAGAGGACGAACCAUUCGCACCUCGUGCGGGCGCGAUCAGUGAAUCCCCCGCGGCUUCCCUCGAUCGGUCCUUUUUACAAUUGCUCCUUCGACGAUAUCCCAAAGGAAAGAUAUGGUCGUUCCAUCGAGACGGCCUCAUUUCCACGUCUGAUGAUGAUGAUGAUGAUGAUGAUGACCACAAUCCGCGUAAUACGGCCCCCACUCCCUCCAAUCCGUCGCCUCCAGGACUCUCCCCGAUCGACGUGACAAAGCCCAUGGGGAAAAGGCGAAAGGCCGCAGAAAACACCCUGUUGAAUCAGUAUUUCCCAGAAGCGGUGCAGAUCAUGUUUGUUCCGCUUUGGAAUGCUGUGAACUCGCAAUGGUUUGCCGGGUGCUUUUGCUGGAUUGAUGUCGAGACACAAGUUUUCACUUCCGCCGUUGAGCUGAGCUCUGUCCUGGGCUUUGGCUCGUCUAUCAUGGCUGAGUAUAGUCGAGUCGAGUCGCUCAUUGCAGAUCGGCAGAAGGGUGAUUUUAUCGGCAGCAUCUCACAUGAGCUCCGUAGUCCUCUUCAUGGAAUUUUAGCCGCGGCCGAAUUCCUGAACGACACGAAUCUUAGCGAGUUCCAAGGGUCGCUUCUUGAGACGGUAAACGCUUGUGGUCGGACUCUACUUGACACGAUGAAUCAAGUCCUGGAUUUCAGCAAGGUUGUUUCUCUGGAGCGAACAUGGCGGUCACUGAAGCGCAGGAAAGAGUCACCACUCGACUUCAAAGGCACAGACAAUCUGGGUUCGCAUCUUGACUCCUAUGUGGUGACGGAUCUUGCGAUCUUAGCCGAAGAAGUCGUUGAGGGAAUCUGCCUGGGGCUGGCCUAUGGAAAUAACUCUGGGGCCCAUGCUGAUCUGUCGGUCCUCUCGUCUAGCAAAGUUCUCAAUGUCCAAUCAGGUCGAUCUCAAGUGGAUGUGAUUAUUGAUGUGGCGCAAGGCGAUUGGAUUUAUCGCACACAACCAGGCGCGCUACGGCGCAUUAUCAUGAACAUCUUUGGAAACGCAAUGAAAUAUACGGACUCGGGGCGAGUAACCUUGAGCCUAGAAGCUACCAGCCGGUCAGAGGGCCGUUCUCGACGACAGGGCUUGGAGGAUCUGGUUACGCUGACUGUGUCAGAUACUGGACGCGGUAUUUCGGAAGAAUUCCUUCGUGGGAAGCUAUAUACCCCAUUCGCCCAGGAAGAUUCGCUCGCUGUGGGAACUGGCUUGGGAUUGUCAAUCGUGAAGAGCCUAGUGAAAGCUCUCAAUGGCCACAUUCGCGUCCGCUCCCGCCCUGGGGAAGGUACAGUAGUGCGUGUCUCUCUUCCACUUGCGCGAGCGGUCGGCGAGGAAAGCCCGCCUGUUCAUGAAAGCUCCCAUAACCCGCAACAAAUAGAAGCUCUGACGAAAACCCUUCUCCUCCGCGAAGGGUUCCCUGGUAAACGUGCUGCUAUUUGGGGUGUGGACGUGGAGCGUCUCGCAGAGGACCAGACAUGGGCUGAGAUUGCGAAAUAUCUCACCGAAUGGUUCGGGGUGGAACUCGUUGCUUGGCCGUCACCGCUUCCAUUGGAUAUGUUGGUCAUAGAGGAAUCAGUGUUGCCCGAGUUGCGCAAAACGCCACUGACUGCAACACUGCCAUCACUGCUCAUCCUCUGCCACCAGCCAGUGGAUUAUUCUCAGGAGCAGACUCAGUGGCUCGCACUUGCAACCUCGGUGGAAAUUAUUCGACGCCCCUGUGGACCUCACAAACUGGCCCGCAGCGUUCUGAAAUGCUUCCAGAACUCUCGCUCCUCGGUGGUGACGCCCGCGACCGUGAUUAGCAAUCCCAUGGAUUCUAUCGACCUUGUCUACCGGACACCCCCGAUCACCUCCGCCCUACAAUCUGCUGUCACGUCUCCGGUUUCCGUUUCAAACACUGCGCCUUUUGAUGAGCCUUUAUCAGCAGUCGCCGCCGGGUCGGGUCUUAAGUCUCUAGGAGAGUCUUCUCCCAACGACCCGUCAAUGGUAUCCGAAUUCCCAGAGGCCAUCGCAGCGGCCCCUCUCCCAAUGCCAUCGGUAGGUGGUAGCUCUGCCUCUUCACAACUGGCACGUGUCCUCGUUGUCGACGAUAAUCGAAUCAAUCUCAAUCUGAUGAUGACCUUCAUGAAGAAGCGGAAUCUCACUGAUCUUGUGUCCGCGGAUAAUGGCAAGCUUGCUGUCGAGGCGGCCGAGCGAAUGCAAAUGGGCUUCGACAUCAUUUUCAUGGAUAUAUCAAUGCCCGUGAUGAACGGAUUCGAAGCAACACGCGCCAUCCGGGCCAUGGAGAAAGAAAAUGAUAACCGCAGGCCGGCUGUCAUUAUCGCUCUGACUGGGCUGAGUAGUCUACGGGAUGAAUCCGAGGCUCUCUCCUCUGGCGUGGAUAUGUUCCUCACCAAACCAGUUUCCUUCCGAGAAGUAUCGCGUAUUUUGGCAGAGUGGGAGGCGAAUGGACUGGAGAAGGAACGAAAAAUUGCAUGCAAAUUCGAUUGA